AUGGAAGAUCACUUGGUAAUUGGCUUGGCAGUGGCCGGAAGCUUGAUUGGCCUUAUCCUCUUGGCCGUAACCAUCUAUCUGAUCUGUCGUUGUUGCGGAAAACGUCACGAUGGAGAUCGUAAGUCCAUUUACACUUUAAUCAUCAUUUUACUUUGUUUAUGCCCAUUUUUGUUAAAUUUACCGUAUUUCUUUAUUUUUUAUUUUGGCUUUUCAGGCGGUUCCGUCCGAAAUUUCUUCCGUUCCCGCGAAGAAGUGGACCCGUUGAUGAGUAUCCCUUGUGAACCCGGCUACAAACCCGAAGAUUUCCAUUACGCCGGCGAGCUGAAACUGAAAGAGUUCGAAUUCAACGACAAAACCCUCUCCGCCCUCCCUCCCAAAGAUGAGAAUCCUCCAGAUGCCCAUAUUCAAUAUACAACUGGCGAGGGAAAUGUAGUGUUUGAGGUCGCCGAUGGCAGCAAAAAAUUGGAUAGAUAA
This is a messenger RNA of Bursaphelenchus xylophilus (pine wood nematode), 474 nucleotides long. The record is from the annotation of a GenBank genome assembly. NCBI's taxonomy places the organism in Eukaryota, Metazoa, Nematoda, Chromadorea, Rhabditida, Aphelenchoididae.